UCUCUCAAUCCCCGUUAGAAAAAGAGAAAAGAAGAGAAAAUAAAAAAGCUCAACUAUUCAUAUUCAUCAUCCACUCUCUCUCUCAAACACAAACCAAAAAUUCUCCCUACCUCUUCUUCUCUCUAAAUCCUUGACAGAAUCCUCAUACCACUCUAUACAGGAUAACACAGCAGCCUUUUGAUCAAAAACCCACUUGUUCUGCUCCAUAAUUUGAUCCAAGUUUGGGUGGUUAUUUUUUUGGUCUAAGAAAAACGUUGAAUUCUUUGCAAUUAUUGACGGAUGCAGAUGGGUUUUGUGCAAUCGUGGGUUUCUCUGAUAUGUAAUCUUCAUCUCUGAGUUGUUGGGUCUUGAUCUGUUGCGAUCAUAAUGUAGAAUUGAACAAGUUUCUUAAGCAUGUGAUUGUGUUCUGUUCUCUGUGGAUUCUCUCUUUUUUGGCUUAAUUGGUUAUCUGAUCAAGUAUUCUGUUUGGUUUUGGAUUUCUCCUAUGAUUUUCUGAUCUGGGUAUUGCAAAAGUUUUGAUCUUUUUGGUCAAUUCCUUGCAAAACUUUGCUUUAUGAGUGCAACCUCUGUUUUUGGUAUUCAAUCAUGGAGGCUCAAUUUGAUUACUUGGAUCGUUUUGAUCGGGUUAUUCCGACCCGUUUGAGUUACAAUGAGUUUACAUGGAUCAAGUUCUCUAUUUUGAUGUCAAAAUUCUUUCGGGUGUCUUUUGGCGUUGGGUGGGAAUAUCCAAUUCCGGAAGACUCGUAUUCUUCUCCUCAAAGUCACCGUCUUUUAGUGUACAUCAAGUUACCAAACUGUUUAAAGGUUUUGGGUUUCUUUGUUUUGCCCCUAUUCAAUUGGAGGCUCUGAAAAUUUUUCUGAUUUGCUUUGGUUUGGUUGAACUAUGAUCGGAUGAUCCGUUACUGAGUUUCUUCCGGGGCAAGUUUUGUGAUGUUUGGUGUUUUGAUCUGAAAUUCUUUGAAUGCUCAAGUCCCAGUUCACGCCUUUUUGUUUCUCUGACACUAUUCCCAAUGACAUGUUGAAUGGACAUAACUUGUUGCAUUAUUUGUUGUUGUACUUGCUGUCAUAUAAACAGUUCUUUUUAUAGGUAUGCUUUCUAUUUGUAGGUUUGAGCUAGACAUGAAGUUUGUUGAUCAAUAACAUAUUUUUGAAGAAAUUCUUCUUUGCCAAGCUUGGCCACUGCGAAUUUAGGCAGUGCCAAUGGAUGCUACAGCGAGCGGAACCCCAACUAUACAAUACCAUAACAUUCCUGACCAGCCAAUUACCACCAUUGUUGCCACUCCUGUACCAACAUUUGAAAGGCGGCAACGCCAUUGCUUUGGGACCUCCUCAACCCCUGGAGAGUUCCCUUUAGCUGCCAACCCCUCAAUUGUCCUUCAUGUCCUUACUGCUUGCAAUUUGGACCCUCAAGACCUUGCAAAGUUAGAGGGAACAUGUUCCUUUUUCAGGCAGCCUGCAAACUUUGCUCCUGACUUUGACUUGUGCAUAUCUGAGCUUGCUGCUCUGGACAUGUGCCAAAAGAGAGCUAUAUUUAAGCCAAUGACAACCGAACAGCGUCAAGAAUUGAAGCAAAGAUGUGGCGGUUCAUGGAAACUGGUCCUGAGGUUUCUUUUGGCUGGAGAGGCGUGUUUCAGAAGAGAGAAAUCGCAGGCAAUUGCUGGACCUGGUCACAGCAUUGCUGUGACUUCAAAAGGAACUGUCUACUCAUUUGGUUCUAACAGCUCGGGACAGCUUGGACAUGGCACCACUGACGAGGAAUGGCGGCCUCGGCCAAUCAGAUCUCUGCAAGGCAUUCGAAUUAUUCAUGCAGCUGCUGGGGCGGGGAGGACAAUGCUGAUCAGUGAUGCUGGGAAGGUUUAUGCCUUUGGGAAGGACUCUUUUGGUGAAACUGAAUAUGGGGUCCAAGGAUCAAAGCUGGUUACCACUCCACAAUUGGUUGAGUCCUUGAAAGAUAUAUUUGUGGUGCAAGCUGCAAUUGGAAACUUCUUCACAGCUGUGUUGUCAAGGGAAGGCAGGGUAUAUACAUUUUCUUGGGGAAGUGAUGGCAAACUUGGUCACCAAACUGAACCGAAUGAUGUUGAGCCCCAUCCUUUGUUGGGAGCACUUGAGAAUGUACCUGUGGUGCAAAUUGCAGCUGGAUACUGCUACCUUCUUGCUCUGGCUUGUCAGCCUAAUGGAAUGUCUGUUUACUCUGUUGGCUGUGGCUUGGGUGGCAAGCUUGGACAUGGUUCAAGAACUGAUGAGAAGCACCCCCGACUGAUUGAACAGUUUCAGCUUUUGAACCUUCAGCCCAUGGUGGUUGCGGCUGGUGCCUGGCAUGCUGCUGUGGUUGGCCAGGAUGGACGGGUCUGCACGUGGGGUUGGGGUCGUUACGGGUGCUUGGGUCAUGGGAAUGAAGAGUGUGAAUCAGCUCCUAAGGUUGUGGAAGCAUUGAGCAAUGUGAAAGCUGUGCAUGUAGCUACAGGAGAUUACACAACCUUUGUGGUUUCCGAAGAUGGUGAUGUGUACUCAUUUGGCUGUGGAGAAUCAGCUAGUCUUGGACACAAUUCUGCUGCCGAUGGACAGGGAAAUAGGCAUGCAAAUGUAUUGGCUCCAGAGCUUGUGUCAUCACUCAAGCAAGUAAACGAGCGGGUUGUACAGAUCAGUCUCACCAAUUCAAUAUACUGGAACGCUCACACUUUCGCACUCACUGAAUCGGGGAAACUAUAUGCAUUUGGGGCAGGGGACAAAGGUCAACUAGGAAUUGAGCUCGUUGCUAAUCAGACUGAAAGGGGAAAUCCAGAGCUGGUUGAUAUUGAUCUCAGAUAGUUCAUCAAUUUCAAUACUCAAAUCCAUUUCCCUACCUCACCAUCAUGCCUUAUUUAUCCUCUAAUUUAUCUUCAUCAUGACUGAUUGCAUUUGAUGUUUAGAUUUCCAUGUCAAUUCUUGUACAUAGAAGAAACAAAGGAUUUGUGAAGGUUCAAGCUAGGUACAUAGGGGCCUAAACAAAUACAUUGGUUGUUGAUAUUUUAAAAUUUGGCUUGCCUUAGGCUUCAAGUUGUUGAUAGCUAGUACAUUUGUCAAUGUUCACUUCAUAUUUAUCUCAAUUUGAUUCAUAUAUCUGCUAAA
Messenger RNA from Rosa chinensis, 3108 nucleotides. Its product is annotated as ultraviolet-B receptor UVR8. The coding region runs from base 1201 to 2808 and encodes 535 amino acids. The record is from RefSeq and is a predicted model, not a curated record. NCBI's taxonomy places the organism in Eukaryota, Viridiplantae, Streptophyta, Magnoliopsida, Rosales, Rosaceae. The transcript has 6 exons.